AGCGUGUUGUCUUGUGAGGUUUUUUCAGACAGAACAAUAAGAAAACUGAAUUCCCGACAUCCGUAAUUCCAAACCAGAACUGCGUUCAAAUCCCAACUUCGUUUUUUCCCCUCUUCUUUUUAAAACAUUUUGUUUUUUGGAUUUUCCUUCGAAUGUUUCAUUUUUGAAUCAUUUUGAUUUAUCUUUUGUUUUUAGAAUGAUUGAAAGCCAUGCGUUGGCUUCAGAAUAUUUCAUUUUCUUCUUCUUCUUCUUCUUCAUCGUCGCCUUCUUCUUCCACCAUCGCCUCCACGCCGGCAGUUUCUUCGGGGAAGCAUUCUCAAGAUAAUAAUAGCUAUCAGAAGCGUAAUCACAAGCAACGCCAGAGUUCCCGUCACAAUUACUUGGGUUUUCGCAUUGCCGGACCUAAGCUGACGCGUCUCAGCGACCGGGACCUGGUGGCGUCUCCUCCGUCCGCCAUUUUUGAUUCUUCAUUGUCGUCGUCUCCGACGCCUACUUCGAGGAUACAAUCGUCGGCGACAGCGAUGCCGUUGCCGCUUCCGCUUCCUGAAGGAGACGGCGAGCAAAGGUUGUCGUCGCCGACUGAGGUUGGACAUAGUAGAGCUCUAGAGGAUAGGGAUAGAGAAAAAGCAGAUGGAAUCCCUUCCAAUUCAAGUAUGUUCGCUUAUCGUAACUCGAGGAAGAUGGUGGAGAAUUGGGACAUAAGAUCGACCCCUAAGAUGUUACAUCAAGAAGUGAAUCGAGGGGACAGUUCUAACGAUGAGUUUAGGGUGAAUGUUCCUAUUAGGAAUGCCCCUGCGAGUCCAUUUAGUCCACACAGAAUGAGUACCGGUGACAUGUUUCCGAACUACAUGGCUCCUCCUACAGGCAAACAAGUCUGGUCUGCACCAGAGAUGCCGACAUUAGAUAUGGCAGGAUUUCCUCCCCCAGCAUUCUAUGAUUUCACCAUGUUUAGUACCGAUAAUACUCCUCUUCACAGUCCAAAUAUAAGUCCUAGUCGAACAUAUAGAAGCCAAAGUGGACCUCCUUCACCAAGACAUCAGGAGCAUUCGCAUGAGUUCUCGUCAUCCCGACCUGAAAGUAAUUGCCCUAUUGUCCAUCCCUUACCUCUUCCACCCGGAGCAGCCCUGGUUUCAGCAUCAGCUCCCAUUCCCCAAGUUUCGUCUAAACCAGAACUGUUGCCGAUGAAUUGUCAAUGGAAAAAAGGCAAGCUUAUCGGGCGUGGUACAUUUGGACACGUUUAUGUUGCCAGUAAUAGAGAAACUGGAGCUUUAUGUGCAAUGAAGGAAGUUGAGAUAUUUCCCGAUGAUCCGAAAUCUGCAGAGUCUAUAAAGCAACUAGAGCAGGAGAUUAAGGUUCUUAGCCAGCUUAAGCAUCCAAACAUAGUUCAGUAUUAUGGUAGUGAAACAGUUGAAGAUAAGUUCUACAUAUAUCUGGAAUAUGUCCAUCCUGGUUCGAUUAAUAAAUAUGUUCGUGAUCACUGUGGUGCCAUAACAGAAUCCAUUGUCCGGAAUUUCACUCGCCAUAUUCUUUCCGGGUUGGCUUACCUCCACAGCACGAUGACAAUCCACAGAGAUAUUAAAGGGGCUAAUUUGCUUGUUGACGCAUCCGGAGUUGUCAAGCUUGCUGACUUUGGCAUGUCCAAACAUCUUAGCGGACAAAGAGCUGAUCUAUCUUUGAAGGGAAGUCCAUACUGGAUGGCUCCAGAGCUUAUGCAAGCCGUUAUGCAGAAAGAUAAUAGUUCCGAUCUUGCUCUAGCUGUUGAUAUUUGGAGUUUGGGUUGUACAAUCAUUGAAAUGUUCACUGGUAAAGCACCAUGGAGUGAGUAUGAAGGGGCUGCGGCCAUGUUUAAAGUGAUGAAGGAUACCCCUCCCAUUCCCGAAACAUUAUCGUCCUUGGGGAAGGAUUUCCUACGCUGUUGCUUCAGAAGAAAUCCUGCAAAGAGACCGACUGCAAGCAUGUUACUAGAGCACCGAUUUGUAAAAUGCUCCCCUCAGUCGGGUGCCUCAUCUUCUAAUGGGCUAAAGUCCACGGAUAUGCCCCUUAGUCCUAGAGAGCGAUCUGAAUUCAAACCGGAUCAAUUGCCUGUGCAGCAAAGCCUACGAACUUCGAAAACUGCAACUCCUGAGUGGGAGACUACACAACGAUCUCAUUACCAGAGUCCCGAGUUAAGAGUGGCCACACGUAAUUCUCCUUGUUCAACCCUUGAGACCCUUCCCAGCUUGUCUCCUCAAGGCUCGGGUCAAAGUUCCCAUCACCCCAGCCCUUUUAGUAGAGCCAUCAACCAGGAGUCUAAGAAGAGCCAUAUUCUCAGAUGAGAAAUCCAGAAAGGAAAACAGAACUCCGUACAUUAUUUUUCUAAGGUUUUCUGUGAAUAAGGCAAUGCUUCGAGCUUCGAGCUUCGAGCUUCGAGAACUACACCUCGGAGGAUGCCGUUUUUAACUUGUGGCCAUGGAGAGCUGAAGUAAGAGCUUCCGAGCUACCGGAUCAACCGUCACCGAAUCCAGACACAGGAUAUAAAUAAGUAGGAUUUAGUUUUUGGUAGAGUUAUAUUUUUUAGAACUUCCAAAAAUAGAGUUAAGCCCCUUUUUUUCCUUCAUGAGUCCAAAAUACUUGAGUUUUAGAAGGCUAAAGCUAGCCAUGUAUACAUAGCCUGAUCUGGGUUGGCUCGGAUCCUGCGUUGUAUUGGCGAAUUGUUACUCAAAGAUUGGGCCAUCUUGGUUUUUGUU
Hibiscus syriacus is the source of this 2726-nucleotide messenger RNA. Its product is annotated as mitogen-activated protein kinase kinase kinase 5-like. Gene Ontology annotation, molecular function: ATP binding; protein kinase activity. The record is from RefSeq and is a predicted model, not a curated record. The coding region runs from base 210 to 2315 and encodes 701 amino acids. Lineage: Eukaryota; Viridiplantae; Streptophyta; Magnoliopsida; Malvales; Malvaceae. The transcript is spliced from 11 exons. Gene Ontology annotation, biological process: protein phosphorylation.